Uranotaenia lowii is the source of this 3592-nucleotide messenger RNA. RefSeq lists its product as uncharacterized. NCBI's taxonomy places the organism in Eukaryota, Metazoa, Arthropoda, Insecta, Diptera, Culicidae. The transcript has 6 exons. The coding region runs from base 546 to 2456 and encodes 636 amino acids. The record is from RefSeq and is a predicted model, not a curated record.
GUCUCCUGGAGACUCGCUAUCAGUUUUAUUCGCUAGAGACGUCUUCCCGGAGAAGCACGUGUGGGUCUCGGUUAGCCGGAUUAGUUUAGGGGUUACUUUUUUUCUUUAUUAAACGGUUGUGGCGAAGGUUCCGUUCCGUUCCGUUGGUUGUCGCGGUCUUGAGAGAUACCUGACUAGCACCUGGUAGUAGCAUUUCUUCGGCUAGAGUACGCGGGAUCACCUCAACGGAUCGAUCCGGGUGCGUAAGUGCGUCACGCGCUUUUUGCGACAAUCUGUGGUAAAUAACAAUACCUAUCUACAAUUGACAAACAGGGAAAUAAUAACGGCAGCAAAAGUGAGAGAAAGUGAUUAUCUGGUAAAAAGAUCUGUAAAAAAUAUUAAUUCAAACAUAUCUUGGUGUAGUGUUGUUUCUGAGAAGAAGAUUCUUGUGACAUUCCAUUGAGCUGAGCAACAGUAAAAGUGAACCUGAAUCGUCUGGAAGGAGUAAAAGCGGUGCGGAUUUUUCAAAUUUUUGUUCAUACAGGCCCUGCAGAGAAGCUCCCGCUAUGAGGAGCUUACGGAAAGCUCCUUGUGAGCUUUGGGAUACCUUUCGAAUAUACCUCGCACUAACGAUACUUUCGUUCCACGUAGCAGCCCCGGCAAACGAAAUUUGGCCGGUGGAGCGACCGGAUGGCAUGCCCCACAUCACAGCCCUGGAAGUCAUGUGCGGCAAAGAUCACAUGGACGUGCACCUGUCGUUUUCGGCGCCAUUUGAGGGCAUCGUUAGUUCGAAAGGACAACACAGCGAUCCCCGGUGUAUCUACGUGCCGCCCUCGACCAGUAAGACGUUCUUCACGUUCCGGAUUUCGUACUCCCGGUGCGGUACCAAGCCGGAUCUAAAUGGGCAGUUCUACGAGAACACCGUGGUCGUUCAGUACGACAAGGACCUGCUGGAGGUGUGGGAUGAGGCCAAACGGUUGCGCUGCGAGUGGUUCAACGAUUACGAAAAAACGGCCUCCAAACCACCGAUGGUGAUCGCCGAUCUGGACGUGAUUCAGCUCGACUUCCGAGGCGACAACGUCGACUGUUGGAUGGAGAUACAGCAGGGCAAGGGUCCGUGGGCUCCCGCCGUCAGCGGAAUCGUCCCGCUGGGCUCGACGAUGACUCUGGUGGUGGCGAUCAACGACUUCCGGGGUGAAUUCGAUAUGCGGGUAAAAUCGUGCAUGGCCUCGGAUGGUGCCGGUCACGUGAUCAAGCUGUCGGAUGAGUACGGCUGUGUGCUGCGACCGAAAAUGAUUUCCCGAUUCUUGAAGGCACGCGCUCCGGACGAUAAGGCCUCGGUUAUCACGUAUGCAUUCUUCCACGCUUUUAAGUUCCCGGAUGCGUUAAGCGUACACAUUAAGUGUAAGGUUGAGAUCUGCCGACAUGGAUGUUUGGACCAUUGUCAGCAUAGUGGAGCGGUAGGAGGAGCAGGAGGCAAGAAACAUCACGACUUAUUGGAACGAAAGGACACAAUCGAUAACCAUCAGAACAGUAACGAUGUACUGCAGGACUCCAGUGAGGACGACUCAGGUGCCAACAUUCAGGACGUAUUCUACGAUGACAUUAUCCACACGGAUAAGAACUUCCAGCAACAACCGCCACCACCACCUCCACCAUCGAUGAUGAAGAAAGCGCCGAUGCCCGCGAUCCAAAAGAAGAAAGACAGCGGCUACCUGCAGUACCAUCACCAUCACAACCGGGACCCUCUGGACGAACUGGAGUCACUGUUCUUGAACGAUCACUCGAUGAUGCCCGCCGAGAUGUUGAAGAAGCAAUCGCCUCAGAUGCAGCAAUCGCCACACCCUCAAACUCUUCCCCAGAAGCAGUUGCCAAACAAACCAGUGACCCUGGACGAUGAGAAAUUCCCUCACGGUCCACGACAGAUGGAUGCCGAAAAACGCAUGGGACUGCCGGCAGUUGCUGGCCCUCGUACUCUUAAUCUGGACGAUGAAGACGUCCAGAAUCCGAAGUACGUCAACGAGGUUCCAAAGAAACGGCAGCGUCGAUCGAUCAAGAUCACCGAUAGGAAAGUUCGGUCCACCGAUGUCGGUGUGAGUGGAAUUUACGAGGUCAUUUCCGAAGCCGAUCUGGCCUUCAACCCCGACAGUAAACAGGAAGCUGUUACCGUAUUCCAGGGUAAGAUCACCGAAGAAGUAGUCUACGGUAUCUGCAUGCCCGUACCGGGUUUCAGUAUUUUGUUCAUUCUGGUAAUUUCGGCGACAAUCAUCUCGGCUUUGGUGGCUGGAUCGCUACUCUAUCGGUAUCAACUGCAAAAAGAACUACUGGCUCAACAGCAGAGUGGAGCCGCGCCUGGACACCUUCCCCCGAAUAACUUCGCCACCUGGAUGACGCUGCGAUUAUUCCGAUCCCGGCACCACCAGGCAACUUCUCUGGGCGCUCGGAAUCCUCUGGACAUCAGUACGACGGCUCAGUGAACGAACGAUCGGUCGAAACAUGAGUCAGGGAUCGCAUUUGAUUGAUCACCGAGAACACAUAAUGCAGUCUGUCCAGGUGAUGGUGAUCGACGAUGAACAUAACCUCAACGAUGACACCCCCAAUAACACCAGCAAAAGUGGCGUCUGCUGAUGAUGAUCGUUCAUGUCAGUUUCACUCUAACCCUACUUUUAUGUGCUCACGCGUACUUUUAAGCCCCCAAUUGAAUCAUCAUUCUUCUUUCGGGUUCAUUGCAAUAUUUAUUUAAAAACAUCACUCUCAUUAUUUGAUCACUUUGAACAAAAGAAAAAAAUCAUACCGACUUACUUGUAGACUCAAAAAGAAAUUUGAAAAGGGACGCGAGGCGAGAGUCUUUGAAAAAAAAAACGAAUUUGACGAUAGUAGCACUAGUUAGCAAAUUUGGCCGUUAUGUAUUAGUAGUUGAUUAUUUUGUACUUGUUUGUUUUAGGGCUUUUACGAAAGCUUGAAUAAAUUGAAUUCUUUUUAGAAUAAAAAUGUCGACACGGCGCGGAAGUAAUUAUACAUAAUAAAAUAACAAAAGCAAGCACAAAGAUUACACUAAAUAAUUGAAGAAAAAAAACCGGACAGCGAUAGCGGAUAGCUUAUUGAGUUAUAUAGGACUGUUAGGUACCGGAAAUACAACAGCGUCAUAGAAAAGGGUCACAGGAAAAAUCAUCAAUAAUUUGUUUAAUUUUGUUUUAAAAGUCAACCCUGGUUGACUGACAGUUAGUAGCGAUGUGUGUUUGUGUUUCUGUUGGAAACGCCAAGAAAAAAUGCUCAAUAUUUAGCUUUUUAGUACUACAGUAUAACAAACAACACACAGCAGAAGUGCGUAAGUUGGUCAAAACUGACCAAGGAUGCCUAUUUAAGUUAUUUAAUUUAUUCUACAUAUGUACGUUUGUUCUACUAGUUGAUCGGUUUUGUGCAUUUGGGACGAGAAAAAUACAAUCGACCGUGCUGCAAGAUAUCAACUAUUGGAACAAUCAUCCCCCCCUACCCAAUGGUUAGUACUAUAAGACGAAAGAAAAUCCGUUUUGUAAAGACGAAGGAGUUGACGAUGCGAUGGAAGACGUUUUGUUAUGAGCAGUUAACAAAAACACAGUAUUGUAUAAAAUAU